Olea europaea var. sylvestris is the source of this 1696-nucleotide messenger RNA. Its product is annotated as putative E3 ubiquitin-protein ligase UBR7. Lineage: Eukaryota; Viridiplantae; Streptophyta; Magnoliopsida; Lamiales; Oleaceae. Bases 233 to 1432 code for a protein of 399 amino acids. Gene Ontology annotation, molecular function: ubiquitin protein ligase activity; zinc ion binding. The transcript has 5 exons. The record is from RefSeq and is a predicted model, not a curated record. Gene Ontology annotation, cellular component: cytoplasm.
UUUCACUCAAGCUUAUUCCUCUGGUAUAAAAACCCUAACCCACAUUUGAGAAGCCCAAAUUUGCUACCCAAUUCAGAAUCUUGAUCUUAUUCUCAUCCGUUUAAGCUUAAUUUCUUCUACGCAAAAUCUUUUCGCAUUCCAUUUUUCUCGGUUUUUCAAGAAUCUAGGGUUUCUUUUCUGCCCCUGUAUUUUAUAAUUAUUUGAAAAUAAGUAGUUAAGAUUUUUGGGAAAAAUGGCUGAUGCCUUUGAAGCUGAAGGUGAAGCUGAAGCUGAGCCCACGAUUUCAAUCGGAGACUACCUCAAGGCUGUUGAAGAAGAGGACCUGGAAGCAGAUCUGGUAUUGGGAGGUGAUCAGGGCAAGGAGUGCACAUACAACAAAGGCUACAUGAAGAGGCAGGCAAUUUUCUCAUGUUUGACAUGCACACCAGAUGGGAAUGCUGGGGUUUGCACGGCCUGCUCCUUGUCUUGCCAUGAUGGGCAUGAGAUUGUGGAACUCUGGACCAAAAGAAAUUUUAGGUGUGACUGUGGAAAUUCAAAAUUUGGGGAAUUCUUCUGUAAGCUUUUGCCAAACAAAGAUGUGGAGAAUUUGGAGAAUAAAUACAAUCAUAAUUUCAAAGGGACUUACUGCACGUGUGAUCUCCCCUACCCUGAUCCAAAUGCUGAAGAACAAGUAGAGAUGAUUCAGUGCUGUAUCUGUGAGGAUUGGUUUCAUGAAGAACAUAUUGGUCUUCAGUCUCCUGAUGAGAUUCCAAGAGAUGAUGAAGGCGAGCCUCUAUAUGAAGAUUUUAUCUGUCAGGGCUGUGCCGUUGUUUGCUCUUUUUUGACUUACUAUCUCGAAACCAUUUCAGCAUCAGUUAGAAACAGCAAUGUGGCAAAUUCUGAUAAGGAGAAAACUGUUCUCGAAGACUCGGCUUCUCCUCUGAAGGGGAAGCUCGAGCAUGGAAAUUGUUCACUUGACACUCUUGUUACUAAUUCUGAUGCUGAAGGUAAUAUCAGUGGAUGCAGUGAAGUUGCUGGCUCAAGCAAUAAGUGUAUUCUAGAAAUAAACUUGGCUGAAACUCCUCAGACUAUCAACAAAAGCAAACCAAUGUUUCUUUCUAAAAACUGGAGAGAAGUCCUUUGCAGAUGUGAUGCAUGUUCUGACUUCUACACUCAGAAGGGAAUCAGCUUCUUGCUUGACAAAGAGGAUUCAAUUGCCGAGUAUGAGAAAGUGGCGAAGCUGAAGAGGGACGAGAAUUUGCAGAAACAAGAGGGUGACUUUCUCAAUAAACUAGGUCACGUUGAGAAGAUGGAGAUUCUAAGUGGAAUUGCUGACAUGAAGGACGAAAUUCGUUCCCUCCUGGAAUCAUCUGAUCCCUCAAAGCCUAUAACGACUGCAGAUAUCCAUCAGGUUUUUGAUAAUCUUGCCAAGAAGAGAAAGCGAAAUCCAUAAGUUAUGAAGUGAUAUAUAAUGGAAUUGCACUCUUAACUGUAUGAUUUUGUAGUAAUGGAGCUGUUUAAUUUCGGAAAAGAUUAGACGGCACAGUAGUUUACUGCUCUGUGUGCGUGAAGAUUGGGCAUGGAUCUAUAGAUUGGCUGCUUAUGUAAUUAUCAACCUUUAUAAUCUUCCUGUGAGCGCUCUCCGUUUCUAUGAACAUUCGUGUGUUUGGGUGUAUUCUUGUGUGCUUCUGAAGUGCCAUGUCUAAAACUUGGGUAA